Dermacentor albipictus is the source of this 4293-nucleotide messenger RNA. The record is from RefSeq and is a predicted model, not a curated record. NCBI's taxonomy places the organism in Eukaryota, Metazoa, Arthropoda, Arachnida, Ixodida, Ixodidae.
GUCGCACCAGUUACGUGCGUCUGCCCCUCGUCAGAGUUACAUCCCGAACUGCUUGCGGUGGUCUACGAUGCCGGAAAUAUAAUUGCGAGCUUAGAAUGAACCAUUCGCGCCACGUGCGUUUCUUCCGAGCCGUGAUCCGGUGACGAAAGAUUGCAGUGGGCAUCGCUGAGGCUGCGCUAUGCUUCGUCUGAAAACAGGAUCCCGGUACUCAGAUCACGCCGACUCGAAGGUCCUGGAAACUAAGUGAAAAAGCACCGCGCCUGUGUUUGAAGAAGGCCAGCAGAAACCGAGCAGUCGACUCUAUUCUACGUACAACGAAAACAGCGCGGCCAUUGACACAACCGCGCUAGGAAAGACGUCAAGCAGCCACGCUGAGUGGGUAAACUCGAGUGAGAAGGUGGCAACAACAACAACGAAAAAAAAAAGACCGGAUAAUCAAGAACGCGUCAUACAACGGAAAGAGAAAGGGGGGAGCAUUUGGUGAGUGAAAGGCUCGGCAGCCGCUACUCGCAUUACUCAGUCGUGGACACCAAGGCAGCAUGAAGGCAUUCGGAGGGAAACGCCACACGCUGGGGGCACUUGCAGGUCUCCUGGCAUCGCUACUCUGGCUGCGUCAACCGUCGCAGGGUAACGUGGAUCCAGAUGCCGAAAGGAACGUGACGGAGAUAAUCACCGACAAGGGCUACCUGGUGCAAGAGUACGUGGUGACCACGCGCGACGGUUACGUGCUGCCGCUGCAGAGGAUCCCGUACGGUCGAGAUGAGCUCCGGUCGUCGUCCUCGCCGCCUCCACGUCGCUUCCAGCCGCGGCCGCCAGUGAUACUCAUGCACGCACUUCUUUUCUCGUCCAGCGUGUGGGUGGUCAACGGGCCCGACCAGAGCUUGCCCUAUCUCUUGGCCGAUGCCGGUUUUGACGUGUGGCUGGGUAACGUGAGGGGAAGCAGCCAGUCCAGACACGUAAACUACACGUGGUACCAGAAGGAGUUGUGGGAUUUCAGUUUUCAGGAGAUCAGCGAAUUCGACGUGCCGGACACAAUCGACUUCGUGCUAAACGUGACUGGUUACAACAAGACUCUCUUCGUCGGGCAUUCCAUCGGUGCUGCGACGCUGUUCGCAUUACUCUCCGAGAAGCCGGAGUUCAACAACAAGAUAAUGCUGUUUGCGGCUAUGGCACCGGCGGUACAAUUCCACAACAUGCAGUCGCCAAUUGGUCCCGUCCUUCCCCUCAUGGACGAGUUUGCGGCUCUGGCGGCGCUGUUCGGCAGGUACGAUUUCCUUUACCACGACCGAAUGAUCGACUUCAUCGUGACAACGAUGUGCCGCUACCGGGUUUCCCGGGCCAUUUGUCCAUGGGUCAUUGAUUUGAUCAGCGGCCAGCAGACUCGACCAAUCAAUGCGACCCGGAUGCCCGUUUUUCUAAAAGACACGCCUUCAGGGACAUCUUUCAAGAAUAUGAUCCACAUAUCUCAGGUCUAUGAGACGGGGCGUUUUGGAAAGUUCGACUACGGAGCGGACCGCAACAUAGAAGUGUAUGGAAUGGCGACGCCCCCGGAGUACGACUUGGGACGCGCAUCGGCGCCUGUGGCCCUGUUUUGGACUCAAGGGGACGCCUUGGUUUCGGCCGCUCACAUGGGCACCCUGCGCGAGAAGCUGCCCAACCUGGUGCUCGACUUCCGGGUGGCGGACGAUCGCUUCAGCCACCAGGAGUUCGCCAUCGGCGUCACCGCCAGGGAAGCCGUGUACGACGACUUGGUGGACGUCAUGAAGCGUUUCUCCGGACAGUCUUAGGAACUGGCAUUCAGACGGCACAACGAGAAGACCGGGAAGAGCGGAUUCGCUCUGACUAUUGUUGUUACUCGAGGUUACUUACGUUUUCAUCAGUGGCCUUAGAUCGCAAUUGCUGUGAUAUAGGGACUAUAGCCCGAACAAGACUACGGAAAGAAAGGUGAAACAGGACUGCGCAUUUGUUUGAGCAUACGGUGGCGUCUUUGCAUGUUUUUUCUGAAUAAAGCUUGUCAGUUGACGUCUAGCGCUCUGUCCCGUCCCACAUCUUCCCUUGGUGUUGUUCGAGCUAGUAAAAGCAAAUAUACCAACCACAACAAGCCCGACUUUCUGCAUUAAUUAGAUCGCAAGCCCGUCACUUUACGGGGCGCACUAAGAGAAUACCAAGUUUAUCUUUAAUGUUAAAUUAUUACCCUCCUGCAAUACAUUUAAUGCAACAUUUAUUGCGAGAGUAGGCUUCGAAAGCUAGAAAACGCGCCAAUAUGAAAGACGGAUGCCGACGUUCACUUCAAGUUCCCAAUCUACGACUUCGUAGAUUCUGACAGCCUGGGUAAUUUUUACCGGUAAAAGGGAGCUACAUUUGGUUCUAACAGAACCAACUACUGAACUUGCCAAGUUUGAGGAAACUUUUACUGCGGCACAACAGCCCAAAUACUAGCUAUACGCUUUGACCAACGCGACGUUGCACUGACCUACCGGUGAGAAAUUGAAAGAAAAUGGGAGUUCGGCUUACAUUUUCUCCUACAGUGGUCAAACGCUUACCGCAAGAUUGAGGAAAACAUAGUUUGCAAAGACCACUUAUCAGUAAAAACUCAUUUAUUGUUUCUCUUUAGUGGUCGCUUUGAAGGAGUUAUUGGGCUCGUGGCCAACAAGCGCCACGCAAAAUUGAGCCCAAAUUGCUGUUAAAAAGAAUUUUUAGAGCGCAUGCAGUGGGGAUUCUUGGGUGGUAUUAGCGCAUGCGACACGUACCACUACAUUUAUCUCCUACGAAAAAAAGAAUAUCUAGAUAAACAGAUGUGUUGUUAUUAGUGUUUUUAAUACUGUUAAAAGACUAGUGUACUGUGUUUUGCGUGUUAUGAACUAGUGUUGCAACAGAGUGCACCAAUGAUUUGUUGACAGUGUUUGUUUUAUUGUUACUCUUUAAUGAUCUUGUUGUCAUUAUGAAUGACUCGUUAUAGAGUCAUUAUGUGGACUUUAGCUGCAAAGACACCACUGCCAAAGUCUUCCAGUUUAUCAGGCUAUCUAAACAAGAAGAUGGGAAGGCGUACGUUUAGCCUAAAUUGAAAGUGCAAGUGAACUUUCAUUAGAAUCAGGGACACAGGCAAGGGGAACGUUCCAGGAAAACUCAAGCUCAAGCUUCACUUGCGGACGUGGCACUUACGAUGUCCCGGUAUGACUUCACAUGUUUCGCAAUCUUUUCAUAGAUGCGGACAAUUUGGGGCACACGAAAAGUCUGCAGAAGUUCCGAUAUUGAGCCCUGCUUUGUUUCGAAAAAAAGAACUGAUUCUUUAUCCGGUAAACAUAAAUUAGCACAAACAUCUGGCAUUGGCCCAGUCUUUAACGCCGCCAGAGAGGUGCUUCUGGCAUUUCAAACUUGGUUUUUCCCGCUGGUUUCUACUUCACAUUUGGCAUACUGAAAAGUUAGCUCUCAGCAGACGUCGCCUCUUUGCUAUUUGAUAAGUGCAAUAUGUUAGACUAGAUCGGCUUAUGAUGUUCUGCUUGAACGUUUAACAGACAGCACAAGAAGCAGGCGUCUGAUUGUUAGUGUUCGUUAUAAAAUAUAGAGAAAACGUACCAGUGUUAACCAGCAGCUGCAUACGUAUAGAUGAAAAACGCAACGAUUAUAAAUUUGUGUUGCACUGAGCUAAAGAACAGCGCUGUCAAAAACAAUAAAGAGUGCCACGUGGCACGUUCCAAUCUGUCCGCCCAGUUUCCACCAGAGCACCUGCACCUCGAAUGUCCCAUUUUAGUACGGGUCUUAGGGCGGCAACACAUACCCUGGUGCGACAGUCUGCCCACCGUAAGCCCCUUCAACCGCACUACAGCUGCGCCCUUACCCCAUGCUCGAACGCCGCGGCAACACCUUUGUGAUUUACAUUGAAGGUGGUGGACCGGACACCGCUGCGCUUGAACAUCUCAAGCCAGCCCCUAUUGGCGACACGUCAGUACAACCACCUUGCCUCAUCUGCGACCCCGUCAACUCGACUGACUACCCUGUACAAGCCGCGCACGCCAGAGCACAUCCACUCGUUGUACCGUGAUGUGUAUCUUGGCGUCAAGCGCUCGUCGAUAGUACGUCCUCUGUGGGGUCGGCGUUUACUGUAGAGGCCGCACUACAGGGCACUAGAAAAUACUUCUAGUUCACUGUAGGCCGCACCUCGCUCAAGGCAGCGCCAUCUUUGCAGCAGCAGGGACGCGCAGGCUCGCGAUGCGUGCGCUCCGCCAGGGUUCGUCGACGCUCAGUGCACCUGCUGACGCAGUGAUAAUAAAUCGAGUUUACGUUUUUACCUGA